Molecule: messenger RNA, 1073 nt
Organism: Armigeres subalbatus
Lineage: Eukaryota; Metazoa; Arthropoda; Insecta; Diptera; Culicidae
Exons: 2
Coding region: 18-1001 (327 amino acids)
Molecular function (GO): nucleic acid binding; zinc ion binding
Source: RefSeq, a predicted model, not a curated record
AACUACAAAUUACCAAGAUGUCUUUUGAUGCUCGACGAUCGGCGUUAGAGCCUUUCAAUGACACUGUUGACAGCAAAGACUUGCGCCGGGAGUGGGAGGAGUGGCACCGGGCUUUCGAACUGACCCUGGAACUCCGGAAUGUCGAGACGCAGCAUGAAAAACUGGUAUUGCUCCUAGCGCACGGUGGUAGAGGGUUGCAACGCAUUUUCUACAAUCUGCGCCCCAUGUCGGAUGAAGUUUAUCCAAAAGCAGUAGCAGUUCCCUUGAUGCCAGUCGAAAUUCCGGAAUACGACAAUGCUGUGAAAAGAUUGAAUCGUUUUUUUGUUGGGAAACGAAAUGAGAGAAUCGAGUUAGAGGUGUUCCGAUCAAUGAAGCAGGCACACGAAGAAACGAUAAACCAAUUUCUUUUGCGAUUGCGAGCGCAAGCGACGCGGUGCGAUUUCUACGAACGAGAAGAAAAGGAGAUACUGCAGCAGAUCACUAUGGGUGCUCGAGACGAAAGAGUUCGUGAUAAGGGACUGGAAGAUGUCAUGAACCUAGACGAGUUGAUCAAUUAUGCAAUUAAUCGCGAAAUCUUGCUGAAACAGAAGGAAAGGGCACAGCGGUUUUCUGAGGAGCGAUUACCAACCCCGGGGGUCAACCAAAUUCGGAACAAGCGGCCGAGAUAUAACGACGUCAAUCAGAGGAAGUAUGGCGCGAACAUGAAUGGUCAGAGACGAAUAGACCUACGCGAUGGAACGGGAUGUUCUCGAUGUGGAUCGUCCAUCCACAAAGCUGAUUCAGCGAACUGCGUUGCUCGCAAUGCGAGAUGCAACAACUGUCACAAUAUAGGUCAUUUCGCAAGAAAAUGCAGAGGAGCUGGAAAUAAACGUACUUUUGAUACUCGCAACAAAUCCAACCGACCGAGGGCGGAAGCAAAUUUCGUGAGCUAUGGUGCUGAAUUGAAGGAAGAAGCGAUGAAGCAAACAGAGGGGGAGCAGGGAACAAAGGUAUUUUCCUAAUGAUAAGGAACUAUGUUGUUGCUACUUAGUGAAUUAAUAAAUGAAGCUUUUUAACUUGAAUGUGUAAUUAAA